This is a messenger RNA of Clarias gariepinus (North African catfish), 2121 nucleotides long. RefSeq names its product layilin b (gene laynb). The transcript is spliced from 6 exons. Lineage: Eukaryota; Metazoa; Chordata; Actinopteri; Siluriformes; Clariidae. The coding region runs from base 121 to 1086 and encodes 321 amino acids. Gene Ontology annotation, molecular function: hyaluronic acid binding. The record is from RefSeq and is a predicted model, not a curated record.
GGACUUUGUGCACACUCUCAGUCUCACUCUCUUCACUCUUUCUGCGUGUUUGAUUAGUAGCGCGACUUUUUGGACGCUGUCGAAGUGCACUUGAGCAUUGAUGUAAACAGCUAUGUGGAGAUGGAUUUCAUGAAGCUGAUCGGAACUGUUUUGGCUGUUUGUUGUCAUCCAGGCUGCGCACUAAAAGGCUUCUCCAGUCAGCGCAUAUGUCGUCGGGGUACUGAGAGACCGUGUUAUAAGAUUGCUUACCAUCACGACAGUGGGAACAGGGUGAGUUUUGAGGAGGCCAGGAGAACAUGCAGAGAAGACGAUGGUGAGCUGAUCAGUAUUGAAACAGAAGGGGAGCAGAGGCUAAUGGAGAUGUUUAUUCGAGGCGCGCCAGGCGCUGAAGGCGACUUCUGGAUUGGACUACGAAGGAAACAAGGCUACAAAGAGUCAGGAGCUGCAGAUUGCUCAUCCCAGUAUUACUGGCUGGACCACAGCCAGGCCACCUACAGGAACUGGCAAUUGAAUACGCCCUCCUGUGGUACUGGCCAGUGUGUGGUCCUAUACUACAAACCCAGAGCUCCUGCUUCUCUGUUCAAGUGGAGUGAAAUCGGAUGCAACAGCAAAAAUAACUUCAUAUGCAAAUAUGCAGAAGAAAUCUCUGUUGUCCCCACUCCUGUUGGAAAUUCUACUGCUCGAUCAGUUUCUUUUUCAGAUGAAACCAUCAAUGUUUCCUACAUCCUCCUGGCUACCGUACCUGCACUGCUUCUGAUUAUACUGUUGGGCUCUGGGGUCUUAUGUUAUAGAGUCAUGACUAGGAAGAGAAAGGAACAAAAUGACAUCUAUGAUGUGCCUGGUCAAUGGGUGUCUGGUAGUGCCCUGAAAAACAGCAGUAGCCCAGCCUCCAAGGAUGGUCCUAGUCAGAAUAGGGCCCAGCUGGAAUACAUGAGCUCAGAAAUCAACAGAACGUUUGGUUCAACAGACUAUGAGAACGUUCCCAGUAAUACAGCUGGGUUUGUCACCAACGACAUCUACGAGACCUGUCGCACUCCAGCUACCGUGGAAGCAGGAUGGGUGGAUAAUGACAUUUAUGGAUACUGAACCUGUCCAGUGAUGGGACUAAAACUGAAUGACUUUUAACCCACCAGGCUCAAAUUCAUCUCAACGUCUUCAGGAUUUUAAUGCAAUAGUAACCCAUUGCGAGGAACAUGGGAUCCUGUAAAUGCUCGUCAACAAGGUGAUUAGUAGGCCCACUUCCCUGAAAAGGGCAGUACAAAGAACCAUACAAAGGUGUCAUCACCUCAAAUCUACUUCCUUUGUGAAAGCCGGUAUCCAGGAAGAAGAAAGUGCAUACCGGAACUGCCACAAUAAUGCUCUGACCUUUCUGCCCAUCUGAACAACGUCCUGUCCUGUCUCUAACAUUGAGAUCUACUUUGUUUUUCAGGCUGAUUAUGUAAUGGCACACCAGGUCAAAGGUAAAAUAAUGGCAGUUUUGCUUAGCAUGGAAAAUUUAAGGUGACUUAAAAAUCCUGUUUGCAGAAGCAUAAUACUGUCAGUGUUUCAUUCUUUUCCUGUUGUGCUUAAUAUUAUACUGAAUGAAAUAUCCAAAAAAUCUUUCCAUACUCGUUUUCAUAACAAAUAAGAAAAGGAUUUCCUAUUUCGGGGUUUGUGCAUAUGUAAAAAUGUAUUCUGUUGGUUAUGUUUAAUACCUGUUACACUAACUGAUAUUUUCCUCCUGAAAUUUCUCAUAAAUGUUGAUUGUAUGGUAUGCUGUUAUUUGAGUUAUCAUUCUUUUUAGACAGUUUUUACAGUAAGUGUUUACCAAGACAGCAUUUUUUCAAUAUGUUUGCAACAUUUUGCACCUCGCUAGGAUUAAACAUACAGUAUGGCAAGCUUUUAAUGAUGAACUUAUACACAUAACUCUUUUCCUUAUAAUGUUUAAGGCUAACAUUUAUAUAAUAUAAAGCAGAUGUGUUGAAUCCCAUCAUAGCAUUGUAUUACUGGCUAAUUAACAGGUUAUUGGUGCAGUAUUUGGUAUUUUGCCAUGUUAAACAUACUUCUAUUGUCUGUUAUAAAAACUGAUGUUGCAUUUUGUAAAAUACUGUUAAAAGGUACUAAAUAAAAUAAAGACAUGGA